Messenger RNA from Pezoporus flaviventris, 1553 nucleotides. RefSeq names its product calcium homeostasis modulator 3 (gene CALHM3). NCBI's taxonomy places the organism in Eukaryota, Metazoa, Chordata, Aves, Psittaciformes, Psittacidae. Gene Ontology annotation, molecular function: monoatomic cation channel activity. The coding region runs from base 453 to 1457 and encodes 334 amino acids. The transcript is spliced from 3 exons. The record is from RefSeq and is a predicted model, not a curated record.
CAGGCCUCAAUCAGUGAAGAAGGCAACUGACAGUCAUCCACCGAUGUCCCUCCAUUGAGAGUUAGCAUCUCCAGGAGGGAGGGACCCAGCACUACUGAAGGCUGUCACUGGUUGGAACAUGGGACAGCCCUGAAAAUGAAAAACAGCAUAGAGAAAACAGCUGCCAGAGGCUGUAUCCAUCUGCUCACCUAGAGAAGCUACCAGCUGCCCCAGAAGAUAAGCACUGGGUGAGAGACAGACCCGUGAGAGCUGUGUGCCAGUGAGGAAGCCCCAGCACAGGGCUUUCCUCCUGCCACAGCAGCUCCCUUCCAAGCUUCCAAGCCCACCCUCCUGCCUCAGCUGACUGUGGGCUGAGCUGUGUCCCCUGCCCUGUGGCAGCAGAAGAAGGGGUGAAGGAAGGCAGGCUGCAGCAGGGAUUCCCCAGGAGAAGCAUCCUUGGACAAAAGAACAUAAUGGACCGUUUCCGGAUGAUCUUCCAGUACUUCCAGUCAAACUCAGAGUCUGUAAUGAAUGGGAUCUGUGGGCUGUUAACACUGGCUAGCAUAAAGAUGUAUACCUCCAUUGACUUCAGCUGCCCCUGUCUGCCCCACUACAACAUGGCAUAUGGCUUGGGGAUCAUGUUUGUACCUGCUAUCGUCCUCUUCCUCUGCGGCCUCAUCCUCAACAGACAGUCCCUGGUGAUGCUGGAGGAAUGGAGCAGACCACAGGGGCGCAGAAAGAAGGACCUGGCUGUCAUCAGGUACCUAUGCUCCUCCAUCAUGCAGCGAGCCAUGGUGGCCCCUGCUGCCUGGAUCAUAGUCACCCUCCUGGAUGGCAAAUGCCUGAUCUGUGCUUUCAGCAGCUCCAUGGACCCUGGGAAGUUUGUGGACUUUGCCAGCGCCAGCCCAGUGCAGGUGCAGCAGCUGCUGGCCAAGGUGCCCUGCAAGGAUGAGGAGCUCAUGAGGAACAACACGUCCCGCAAGGCAGUGUCCAGGUACCUGCGCUGCUGGUCCCAGGCACUCGGGUGGAGUAUUUUGUUGAUCCUUAUCAUAGCAGCUUUCCUCGCCCGGUGGCUCAGACCUUGCUUCAACCAGGCUGCCCUCCUGCAGGCACGUCACUGGAGCAACUACAUUGACAUGGAGCAGAAGAUUUUUGAGGAAACGUGCUGCGAGCACAGCCGGCUCUUCGCUCACAAAUGCAUCCUCCACUUCUUCGAAAGCAUGCGGCAAGAGAUCAAACUGCACAGCUUCAGCUCGCUGAGGGAAGGAGAGGGGGCUGAAGGAGACCAAGAUCUUCUCCGGGGCAUCACAGAUCGGGAGCAGGUGAACAAACUCCUGAAAAUGUGGUACUAUGAGAAACCUCCCCUGGAUGUCAGCAAAGCGACCCAGAGCCAUCCCCUGGGCCAAGAGAGAUCCCCUCUACCCUGGGCAGACAGCCCUAGAACUGGGUCCAAAUUCCCCCGGCACACCAAUGUGUAAAGAGGCCUGUGUCCUGCAGACACUGAAGGGGCUCUGCUGUACCUCUGCACAAAGCAAGGAGCAGCAGGCAGAUGAGCAGUGGUGCUCACAUCUUCC